This is a messenger RNA of Procambarus clarkii (red swamp crayfish), 7535 nucleotides long. Its product is annotated as phosphatidylinositol 4,5-bisphosphate 5-phosphatase A. Gene Ontology annotation, biological process: phosphatidylinositol dephosphorylation. NCBI's taxonomy places the organism in Eukaryota, Metazoa, Arthropoda, Malacostraca, Decapoda, Cambaridae. Gene Ontology annotation, cellular component: cytoplasm; plasma membrane; ruffle. The record is from RefSeq and is a predicted model, not a curated record. Gene Ontology annotation, molecular function: phosphatidylinositol-4,5-bisphosphate 5-phosphatase activity.
GUAGAGACAGGUGAGGAGGGCCCAGCUGUGUUUACACUAGUGUUGUCAUCAGUCGGGCAGGUUACUUCCCUCACCUUCCGUGUCACCUGGUCGUGUCACCUGUGACCUGAUCUACACUGGAGCAACAACGAUGGAGACCCUUAGCAUCGCAUGCAUAUCCUGGAAUGUGGAGACUACUUGGCCUGAAGAAGACCUGCAUGAAUUAAUGGGAAUUCGCAAAGAUCCCAUUAUUAAACGAGGCUUGGAUAGUUGUCUCCCAGAUUUGUACAUUGUGUGCUUUCAGGAAGUUAAAUCACAACCUCAAAAUGUUGUGAUGGACACUCUGUUUGAGGAGCCUUGGACAAAUGCGCUAAGGGAAGUUGUUGGCCCACACAACUAUGUGAGAGUUACUGGCGAGCGUCUGCAAGGGCUAGUCACAAAUAUAUUUGUCAAGCGGCAUCAUCUCCACAACAUAAGAGACAUUCAUACUUCUGUCGUUCGGACUGGCUUUGGAGGGUUUUGGGGUAACAAAGGAGCAACGAGCAUCAGAUUCUCACUUUAUGGAUGUUCCGUUUGCAUCGUCAACUGUCAUCUGGCUGCCCACGACUCUGGCUAUAAAGAACGUGUGGAAAACUUCAACACCAUUGUUGAUUCUACUGAAUUCCCAAUCAAAGAGACUAGCAAUAUUCUCUAUCAUGAUUAUGUGUUCUGGUUAGGAGACAUGAACUUCCGGUUUGAAUCCCAUAUGACAUCAGAGGCUAUUGCCAAGCACAUAUCUGAAGCUAACUGGUCUGCCUUAGAAGACGUAGAUGAAAUGCGGAAAGCGCAGAAAAGUGGAGAUGCCUUUUCUAUGUUGAAGGAAGGGGCCCUUUCCUUCCCUCCAACCUACAAGUAUAUAGAAGGAACUGACAAAUAUGAUUUUUCACGAAGACCGGCUUGGACUGAUCGAAUUCUGCAUCAGGUUCAUGUAGAUGCCUAUGAAAAUGUCAAGUUGGGAGUUGAGCAAACAUCGUAUAGUCCAAUCGAGUCUUAUACCCAAUCUGACCACAAGCCUGUCAUGACUACUUACAAGAUAAAGGUGUUCGCUAACCAUGAGGAGCGGUGCGUACACUUUGAGGCUCUGGGAACCUGGGUGGUGGGUGAGGGAGGCCCAGUCAAGUUUACACUAGACUCUGACGUUGUCACGUCGCCGUGGGAUUACAUUGCUCUUUAUAAGGUGGACUUCACAUCGAUGCACCAGUACAUCACGUACACUUAUAUACCCCAACCCACACUUGGGGACACCUCACAACGCACCUUCCAGCUGCUGUUCAAUGAUGAACUGCUGCAGCAUCCAGGUAUGUAUCGCCUUGUGUACUACUCCGGCAAGUACUCCUGUUAUCUGGGAAUGAGUGAACCUUUUCCAGUUAUUGCCUCCCAAUCCUAGUGACUGUGUGUACUUCUAGGCUAUUUUCAAUUGUGACGAUUAUGACAGAGUCAUGCUACAGGUUUCUAUUACUUGUUUGUGAUGAAUACCUGUUUAAUAAUAUGAAUUUUUGUUUUAAUUUCUGAAGUGGAUGACAAAAUGAAAUGUUUAUUUCUACUUAUUUUUUUCCUUUUUUUGGGUACCCUAAUGAGCUCAGCAAUUUUGACUUGUGGAGCAGUGCUGGGAUGUGUAUUGCAGGCAAAGUUACUUGUAUAGUAGAUUUAGUCUGUUGUGCCGAGUAUCAUUCACCCGAGUCUCGGACAAGGAGUAUUUACCCGUGUCAGUCAUCCAUAUUGUGGGUGACCAGGUACAAGGAUACUAUCUAAUGCAACAUUUGAAUGUUAUUAAUUUCUGUGGAAAGCUCUUGGUUUUAUUAAAAUGUUAAGCAUUCAAAAAAUGAUUAGUGUUAAAUAUAAUAAAUAAAUACAGUAUAUAUAUAUAUAAUAAAAUAUUACAUUAAAAAUAUAUAAAGUAUUGCUUUAUAUAUUUUUGAGUUGACCCGGUGAUGAGUUUUAGACUUCCAUUUUGUAGGAUAAGUCUCUUUUAUUUGUUCAUUGUGCAUUUUACUUUUUUUUGCCUCUGUGUGUAGUAAUUUGUUUGUAUAUUAAUGACUGUGUACUCAAGACAGUACAUCACACAUCGUCUUAAGACGGAUGUUAUUGUUCUUUAUUUUCCUUAAACUGUCCUAAUGGUAGACGUUCACUGAAGGAUUCUGUAUAUUAGUUUGGUUAAAAUCAGAGAAGGGUUGCCAUUACCUAUGUUCUUUUUGGCACAAAGAUUUUAAAACAUGACUACAAAAAUGUUAGUUGAACAAUUAUUAUACAUAUGUGGAGACACGCCACGUUAGAGAGCGAGUGCUUCUCCGACACUGAUGCUUCCAUGCCGACCUGGGGCCAACCUCUUUACUUUUGUAGUAGAAUUUUAUUAAUUCAAUCUGUAUAAUGACCCUAGAAACUUAAUUAAAUUAAGGGAAGUUAAAACAAAAAUGCAGGGGUUUAAGUGAGCCAAGCCGACCACUGCUAGUGUUCGGUUAGUUACCUGUCCGUGUACUUAUAAAUAAAUAAUCAUUCGUAUGUAAAUGUUUAACAAAAUGAAUAUUGAGGCCUACAUUUAAAUGGAAUGUAUGAAAUGCAAAGUGCAUGUAUGAAAUAUGUAAUGAACAUGUGAAUGGUACUUAAGAGCAAGAGGUUCUUGUUAGCUCUAUGAUAUGUAGAAAUUAAUUAUUUAUGCUAUGUUUCUGUACAUUAUGACUGGAGAGAGAAAAAAACAUUAUUUUUAUAAUAAGCCAGUUACAGUGAUAGUUGCACAUAGAAAGACCGAACACAAGUCUUUCUAGACGACCAUUUUAGUCUCCACAACCAAAUUUUCCCUGAAAUUAACAUUGAAUGUACUGUAUUGUAAUUUUCAGUAUAGGGUUUGUGGCUAUUAAAUAUAGUAAUUCUUGUUUCUUGCCAGGUUAUAAUAUUAGGAAUGUCAGUAUUAAAACAUGAAUGAAUGUUUGUUUUAUGUUUUAAUUGCUUAAUAUUGUGAAUAAUAGUGACUGGUAGUAUGCAACAGGUAACAGUACCUGUAUUUCUUAAAUACUGUAUAUUACAUGGGGAAAUUUUAAUUGUUUUAUCUUAUUCCAUGCAAUAGGGAAUAAUUAGAAGAUAUACUGGAAAACAUUUGGUAGGGGUUGUAUUAGAAAAUACAGUAUUGUUGUUUUACAAUAAUGAGAUGAAUAUGGCUGUCAAGCAUGAUUUUUUUUAUUUUAAGUCUUCUGUUACGCUACAUAUUCUCAUAUAGUUCAGUUCAGUAAAAAAUAUAGUUUCUCAGGCAGUGAUUCUGUUAUCAUACAGACAUUCAGAGAUCCAGAAAGCAUCUACAAUGCAUGCAUGGUUUGUAACCAUUUAGGUAAUAAGCUGAGAAUUAGUAUGUGUAACCUCGAUAGAAUGGACCACAGUACAGUAUAUGGGGCCAAACUCUAUUCAAACUUUUAUGGUUUUAGCAGUUUUUCAAUCUUGCCGGAUUUUCUUUUCUUUUCUUUAAUGCAAAUUAUAAAAUGCACCUUAGUGCACAUUGAGACACUCAGUAAUAUAUAAACAAUGCAUUUUCAAUAUAAAAAUAUGAUAAAAUCUAGAUAGCAUUAUGUAAAUGCAGUAGUACAAAUCAUAUGGGAGUGGACUCCCCCCCACCUCCUCCCCUUCCAAGGGGGUUAUACGGGUUGCAGGUUACUGAACGAAAGGCUCUUAACCUGCACAAUAAAAAUUAAACAUACUGGUGUGAGAGAUACAAAGGAAGUGCAAAAUAGUUCCAAUGAAAUGUUGGGUGCCAUAAGCACAAUCAGUGAAGUGUAAACAUCAGAGACCUACAACUUCAAUAUCCGGCCAAUAUAAGGAAUGUUGCAGGAACAACAGUGAAAGCUUUCAAGAGAGAAUUGGAUAUGUUUCUGCUGGAGUUACCAGAUCGGUCUGACUGUUUGGGCCACUGAGCUUCGAAGACAAACAUGCUUACAGACAAGGCAAUCACUCAGAGAGGCUGACCACUGGUCACCUUGUGGGAGUAGAAAGAUUCUCAAAAUCAUGAAGAAAUAAUAAACAGGUAAUGGACGCUUGUGCACUAAAUGGAAAUUUAUUUCACUAGUCUUUUCUUUCCAUCUUUUUAAGAGUUGCCCUCUGAAACUGUGUAUUCUGUCGAGUCUACACUUGCUUAGUAAAUGGGCUGAAGUGCUUCUUUAUUAUUGUGUGGCCCCUCAAAACAUUCCAUUAUGGGUUCUUGAUACAUUUCUUGAAAGUUAAACUUUUCUUAGAGACUUGUCACAUGUGUGAAUAGUCAGCGAUCAAUUUGACAUCUGUUUACCAUUGUUAAGUUAUGCAUUACUAGAUGUAAGACCAACAUAUAUUUCUCUUCCAAGAGAUUAACUAGUUAUUAUAGUAGCAGAAUAUAUAUAUUAGCAUUGUUUUAUUUUAAAGAUUUGAAGGCGAGAAAUAAGGUGGCGCUCAGGCGCUGUUCUCGGUUGCCUUUCACACAUUGUUCUCAUAAGUUUUGAUAAUGUAGGCACUCGCUGUGUGUUGUAUGAGUGCUUGGCACCUUUGCAAUAAAUAGGUGAAAUUCAAGGAGAAUUUGUGCAAUAACUGCUAAAUCUAGCACUUUAUGCAGAGGUUAUGUUUUCGUCACAAAAUUAAUUAGAAAUAUAUUUCUAAAGCUCACUGGUUAUAUUGGAAUAUUAAUAUAGGCUAUAGAGUAUUUAAUAACCUGUCUGUUACUGCUGCUUUUUACAAAAUGUUUAAACUCGUCUUUGUGUUGCGUUAAAAAUGCUGCAAUCUCCACUUUCUUGCUUGAAGGUAAAUAUUUAAUUGACUAAAGUAUACUUGUAGCUUCUACUGUGUAAACAUGAGCAGUAAUUAUCUUGGUGAGAAGGUUGUUUUGAUGUAAUAUAUAACUGGUGGCUGGUUAUAGUGUCAGUCACCAGUCUCGCUCCAGUUCCAAAGCUGAUGUUACCAAGAAUAUAACCUGUAUAAAUUUCAAGGGGGUAACCAGAGUGCAAGUGAAAUAGCAGUAAUGCAUACAGAAAAAAAAAUCAUGGAGGGAGGUUGACACUCAUCUUAAUCUGCCACAACAUAAAGAUUAGGAUGUCAGUGUUGUGUAUUAUAUACUGGGUUAAUGUACUGUGCUGUUCUGUGAACUUCUGAUGGCACAAAGGGUAAUCACUUGGAACUUUUGGUACCCCUCUUCUGGCUAAAGUAUAGCAGAUAGACUAAGUGUUUCAAUUACGAGAAAUAAACCUUGUGGUCCUGUUGAGCCUUGGGACAAUAUCUCCUCUAGUUUGACUCGAGAAGACCCAAGAUCUGUAAACCUAAUCCAAAAAUUAGAUGAAUAUUUUUUAAUAGAAGACCUUGAUGUAAUGGUGGCAGAAAAAUUGUCAAAUCCAUCAGUCUAUGCAUAGACCACUUAGAUAAAUACUAUGAGAUAAAUAACUGCCUUCAUUUGGCCAUUUAUUAUUUCAAGUUGAGAUCCUGCUUAUGUUGAUUCCGGUUAUCUUAAUAUGAUCAUACUGAAAAAUGUUAUCUUUACUUAAUUAUUUUUAACAUUAUAGAUAAUAAGAUGGGUACAGUCUGUUCUAGAAUGAAGAUAAUUAUUUUGUCUUAACACUAGUAAGAUACAACAUUGGCUAAAAGCUUGUGUUGCCGUCUAAUGUAUUGUACCAUGAUGGAUUGUCGCCUAUCCUUUAUACUAUUGAAUUAGUUUAAAGAUUUAAAAAAAAUUUGUUACAGUCUGUAUUUUAAAAGUCAUAUUUGCUGCACAUUACAUUAAAAUUGAUCAUGAGUGUACUGUUAUACUGACACAGUAUUCAGUCCUGACUUCAUUUUAUAUGCCUCCAUAAAUAUGAGGGCGAUACCUCUUAGCAUCUGUUGACUUAGUACAUAUAGGAGUGUUAAGGGAAUGAAAUAUAUUACUAUAGAUAAUGUUUAGAUAGAUAUCUUGAAAAAUAACAUUGUACUGUAUCUUUAUGGCACUUGUAGAGUAGCAGCAAAGGAAACUAUUACAUCAGUCUCGUGUAACAACAGUGGGAGCAGUUUUGACAUUUAUUGGACUCGCUACCAUAUUGGCAUUCAGUGUAAAGAGUAAAUGCAGUAUCCAAACUGGUUAAUUAAUGUAAAUUUGUAUAUAUAUUAUUAAGAAAAUAUUAAAUUAUGAAAUAUCAUUGGGUGAGUCGAGUGACUGAAAACAAAUCAGCGAGGGUUAUAUAGAUCUUUAUGAACAGAGACUGUCAUUCCUGUCUUUAUUACUGUCAAGUUACUAUACAAAUAAUAUGUUAUAUUUGGUGCUGUUAGCUGUUUUACCCUAAAAAUUGGAGGAUACUGAUAGACGAGUUGUGCGUGUUGCUGUGUUACUCUUACAGUAUAACCCAUGGACACAGUCACAACCCAGAGUAUGCUGAACCUUUUACGGUAAUUGAAGGUUUAGCACAAACUGCUAUAGCAGUGAGAUGAUGUAAAACACCAGUUUUAAUUUGAUCAUAAGAUGACCAGCAGGCAUCAGGUAGCAGACGCAUAAUGCUUUGCAGUUCCGCUUCUUUCAAAGUUAUUUUCCUAUAAUACAGUUGCAGUUAUGUAGUUGAAGUGUUAAAUAAAUACAUUAUAUACUGUAUAUAUAUAAUGUAUUUAUAAUAUAAAGAUAAUGUAGUACAUUAUAUAUAAGAAAAUGCUAUAGCCAACUGCAAGCGCUCUGUAGUCAGUUACAUGGGUUCUGUGGCCGAUUGCACGGGUUUCAUAGUGCUGCGAUUGUGUCUUGUUAUAUAAUAUUGUGGUGUUGGCUGUUAUUUAUCAGGCUCUUGAUUAAGUAAUGGCAAGCAGCCUGUAUUGGUUCAGUAUAAAUUACUAGCAGUUGUUAACACAUCAUUAUUAGACAGAUGGUCGGGUAUGUUUCCCAUUAUGGUGUACAGUACACUGAACUAUAUUACAGGAAACUUCCAGGUUUAAUGUGGUGGGAUUUAACUUUCUCCAUGAGGUAAAAAUUUGGGCAAGUUUGCAUGUUAUUAUAAGUCAUUGGUACCAACAGUCUCAGGUUCUUUGAAACAGUCAUGACCAAUUGCUUUAAAAUGUGUUAAUAUUAAAUUUAACAAUUUUUGCUUGAAACCUAUUUUUGGCAGAAAUAAAACUGCAUUUAAAAAGUAACCAAUAAGAAUUGAGAUUUGCCAUAAAAAUCAAAUAUAUAUUGUUCUGUAUUGUAUUAAUAAGCCUUACAAUUAUACAAAAAGACAUUUCAUUCAUUAUACUGUAUAUAAUAUUGCUAAUAAACCUUAAAAUCUUACAUAUCUCACACUAUAUAAAGUAGAGGUUUGAGAGAAGUGAAUGUGUUUGUAUUAUAUAUGAAAAAUCCUGAAGAGCAGUGUUCACUUACAGUAGUUUUAUGAAGUAGUGUAAUGGUGCUGUGGAUAAUUUACUGUAAUAUGGAGGAUCCUGUUUCUCCGAGGCAAUAGUGUAUAUUAUGGUAUGGUACUGUGUUGUAUAGAAGAGUUUUACUGUUUUCCUCAAAUUCAAACCUCCCAACCCCAAUGAUUUAAAUUGUUAUGUAACAGAAUUCUUAUGUAAUAAAAUUAUUGAUCCUA